AUGACUGAAAUACAUCCGAUGCUGACAAACGCUGAGGAAUUACAUGACUGCCUGCAAGCCUUCAGGAUUAGGGCUAUCACUGGCGCAAAUAUGAUUGGGUCUGAGAGACGGGGCAAUCAAGUUGUGAUGUUUUUGAGCGGCGGAUGCCUUAGGCUUACACAACAAGAUCUGAGCGACGAUUUGGUCGUUACCUUCUCGGAGCUCAAGAUUUUCAGACGAAGCUCAGCUAACGUGUAA
Messenger RNA from Medioppia subpectinata, 237 nucleotides. Lineage: Eukaryota; Metazoa; Arthropoda; Arachnida; Sarcoptiformes; Oppiidae. The record is from the annotation of a GenBank genome assembly.